UCAAUCUCACCGAUUUUUCCGACGCGUUUUCUUCACUACUCGGCCAUAAUAGCUUGCACUUUUACAAACCCCACUCGUUUCCAUUGUAUUCAUAUAUGUUUCUUUAAUCACUUUUGUUCUCAUUUGAUCCACCACCUUAUUAUAUUCCGUUGAAAUAGUAUUACUACUGUAUAUUAUAUUUUAGCCAAAGCAGAAAUUCUUCAUUUUUUUUUGGUUUUUGCUGAUUUUUGUAAGCUGUUCGUUUGAAUUUGUGCUGUUAUGGUAAGAAAAUGGAUGUAAAACGGAGAUGGAUGAGCUGUUUCGAGCUUCGUUUAGCAACAACGUUUGUACUGUUCUGCGUUUUUCAUCAUAAUCUGGGUUUGUGUUGGUCGCCCAACAGCGAAGGAUUGGCGCUGUUGAGGUUUAAGGAAAGAGUGAUUGAAGAUCCGUUUGGUGCGCUUUCAAGCUGGAAGUAUAAUGGCGAUGGGGAUUUGAAUCCAUGUUGCUGGUUUGGGGUUGAAUGUUCGGAUGGGAAAGUUGUAACGUUAAAUUUGAGAGAUCUUCAGCUUGGAGGAACUUUGGCACCUGAGCUUUCAAAGCUCACAUAUAUUCAAGUCAUAAUUUUACGCAACAAUUCAUUUACUGGAAUCAUUCCAAAAGAUAUUGGAGAACUGAGGGCACUGGAAGUGUUGGAUUUGGGGCAUAAUAACUUCAGUGGCCAAUUUCCCAUAGAUCUUGGCAAUAACUUCUCCUUGUCAAUCCUUUUGUUGGAUAACAACAAAUAUAUUGGAAGCACAGUGCCCGAAAUUCAUGAACUUGGAAUCCUUUCUGAGUCUCAAGUGGAUGAAAACCUUCUAAGUGGUGCUGCUAAAAAGGCUAGUUUCUGGGAAGAUAGGAAACCCGGGGACCAAGGUUUUCGCAGGCUUUUGCAGGCUACAAGAAAUAAGAGAUCUACACGGGGUAGAAGGAAUUCGAGAUCACCCCCAACAUCUUCCUUCUCGUUAUCUCCAUCUCCAUCUCCAUCUCCAUCUCCAUCUCCAUCGCCACAGCCAUCCUUUUCUGCAGCUCCAUUUUCAUCCCCCGUUGCAGCACCGUUAUCAUCUAUAUCAGUUCCUCCCUCGAUCCCCAUGUCUGAAUCUCCCUCCAUCCCUUCACCCGCUCCUUCGUUUCCAAAAUCUCCAGCUCCAAAGCCUUCUGUAGAUUCAGAAGUUGUUUCCAGGCCACAGCACACCUCUCCUGUCUCACUUCCUCCCUCUCCUUCCCCGAGUGAAGCUCCAGAAGAUGCAAAAAAAUUCAGACAUUAUAUGGUUUAUGUAUUAGGUGGUAUAGCUGGGGCAAUUGUGCUAGUAGUCAUUGGAUCCCUUAUGUAUUUCUUUUGCCGAAAUAAUAAGGUUGUUACUGUUAAACCAUGGGCAACGGGGCUUAGUGGACAGCUGCAGAAAGCAUUUGUUACAGGUGUGCCAAAGCUCCAAAGAUCAGAACUUGAGACGGCCUGUGAAGAUUUCAGUAACAUAAUUGGCUCUCUCCCGAAUGGCACAGUUUACAAAGGCACCCUUUCGAGUGGCGUUGAAAUAGCAGUGACAGCAACUGCUGCAAAGUCGGGUGGAGAUUGGUCGGAGAAUUUGGAAACUCAGUUCAGAAACAAGAUCGACACCUUAUCGAAAAUAAACCACAAGAACUUUGUGAACCUUAUUGGAUAUUGCAAAGAGGAAGGUCCCUUCACAAGGAUGAUGGUGUUUGAGUACGCCCCGAAUGGGACACUCUUCGAACAUCUGCAUAUUAAGGAAUCAGAGCACUUGGAUUGGUCAAUGCGGUUGCGAAUAGCCAUGGGCAUUGCUUACUGCCUCGAGUAUAUGUACCAGCUUAACCCUCCCAUACUUCACAGAAACCUGCAAUCUUCUUCUGUUUACCUAACAGAAGACUAUGCAGCAAAGUUAUCAGAUUUCAACUUCUGGAAUGAAGCAAAGAAAGGGGAAUCAGAUCUUCCAUCACCUGAUGAAGAUGAAGAUGAAGACUGCAUUUUUAGCUUUGGGUUGAUACUAUUUGAGAUGAUUACUGGUAAGCUUCUUCCAUAUUCUGAUGGGAAUGGCUCCCUUGAAAACUGGGUAACAAUCUGCUUGAAGGAAGAGAAGCCCCACACAGAAAUGGUGGAUCCUACACUGAAAUCGUACGGGGAGAAAGAGCUCGAGAAACUGUUUGCUCUGAUGAAAGAUUGCAUCCUCUCAGACCCAACACAAAGACCAGGUGUGAAGGAGGUUGUUUCCAGGUUGAAGGAGAUCACAGCUAUGGGUCCCGAUGGUGCAAUGCCAAAAACUUCGCCUCUUUGGUGGGCUGAGCUCGAGAUUUUAUCCACAGAUUCAAUCUAAGACGGUUUAAAUUACAGCAAAACUCACCUUAACCAAUCUCCAGACGCAUGUUGUCAUUCUUAUUGUUAUUAUUACUGUUACUAUUAUUUUUAACCUUUUGAUUUCCCUCCCCUGCCAACUUGACUCCAUCAAGAUUCAAGAAUGGUGCUGAUUGAUUGAUUCUUUAACCUGUUAUGUAUAUAUAUAUGUAUCUGUAAUGGGUUCUUUACCAUCUGUAUCUCAGUGUGCUGUCUAUAUAGAAUUCUCUGCAAUGUAACCAAUGCCAUUAAUUUUUCUUCU
This is a messenger RNA of Ipomoea nil (Japanese morning glory), 2624 nucleotides long. RefSeq names its product probable inactive receptor-like protein kinase At3g56050. The coding region runs from base 270 to 2345 and encodes 691 amino acids. Gene Ontology annotation, molecular function: ATP binding; protein kinase activity; protein binding. Gene Ontology annotation, biological process: protein phosphorylation. The transcript has 9 exons. The record is from RefSeq and is a predicted model, not a curated record. Lineage: Eukaryota; Viridiplantae; Streptophyta; Magnoliopsida; Solanales; Convolvulaceae.